Molecule: messenger RNA, 1860 nt
Organism: Sesamum indicum (sesame)
Lineage: Eukaryota; Viridiplantae; Streptophyta; Magnoliopsida; Lamiales; Pedaliaceae
Product: myosin heavy chain-like protein
Source: RefSeq, a predicted model, not a curated record
ACACCUCAAAAUGGUGUGUUCGAAUUUUCUGCUGGCGUAAAUUGUUGUGGUAAAUGCUUUAUUUGCAGAUGUCGGGUAGAUUAAGUGGCGUUAGUGAAAGCUCUCUCGAUGCUGACGAGUUAUUGGAGAUCAGGGAAAGAUUUAAUGAGCUGACAAAGGAAAAGGAGAUGCUGAGAGAUUCAAAGUCCCAGAGCUUUGAUCUAAUCAGAAAGUUGGAAUUCCAUGUUAAGACAUUAUCGAAAUCCCGUGAAGAAGACAAGAAACACAUUGCGGAUUUGGAAAGAGAACUCAGUAAUUGCAGCCAAGAAAUAGAUUACCUGCAGGAUCAACUGAACAUGAGGAACUUGGACCUAAACUGUCUUGGUGAGCAAGUAUGCAGCCUUCAGCUGAAACUUUCAGACAUGGAAGAUUUAGCAGAGGAGGUUGGGAGGUUAAGGGCACAGAUGAAAAUAUCUGAACCUGAAAAGUUGUUUUUAGUGCAAGAUAUAGAGGAUAAAGGAGUCUUAAUUAGAUAUUCAGCAUCACGCAUUGAGACGCUGGAGGAAUCAAUUUCAUCUAUGGCAUUAGAAUAUCAAUGUGAAAUAGAGAGCACAAAGCUGGAGUCAAUUGCCUUGGAGCAUACUCUUUUUGAAACUAAGAAAUUGCUGGAAGAAAGAACUCAAGAAAAUUCCAGGAUGAAUGAGUUGAUUCAGGAUCUGGAGCUCCAACUUCAGGAAGCAAAUAAGGUGAUCCAGGGCUUAGACAAGGAAAAUAAAGAUUUGAACGGAAAGUUACAGAAGUCUGAUAUGAAUACCAAAGCAUUUGUCAGGAAGGUGGAAGAGCAAUUUCAUGAGUGGUAUGGAGAAAAUAAUGACCAGUCCUCAAGUGAACUAGAGAAAGAUCUGAGCCACACUUGCAGCACAUAUGGCAAUCUUUUAGGCCCAUUGUUAUUUAAACUUGCCAUUCCGCGACCCUCAGAGGCAGAUUUGAGGAACAAGGUGGCUGAAAUGUCACGCCAGAUAGAUGACUAUGAGUGUCUUAUAAGGCAGCUUAAGGAAGAAGUAAGAGAGGAAAGGUUGAAAGCAAAGGAAGAGGUAGAGGAUUUAGCUCAGGAAAUGGCAGAGUUAAGGUAUCAAUUGACUAGCUUGCUUGAUGAAGAGUACAAACGUCGUGCAAGCAUUGAACAAAUCUCUUUACAAAGAAUAGCUGAAUUGGAGGCCCAGAUUGCUAAAGAACGGCAGAAAUCCAUCAGUUCUCAAGAUCUUAUUGUCAGGAAAUCGUGAAACGUAGUCUAAGGUUUCAAAGUUGAAAGAGCCCUUCUUCAUGUGAAAUCAAUUGUCAAGAGAUCUGCAGCAUUGCACCAAUCUCGUUCCAUAGGUUAACAUUCGCAAUCAAAGUUUAUUGCAGGUGCCAUAAUCUCAGUUGAAAUCCCAAUUCAUUCAGAAUAUCUGAGCCCAGGUGCUGAUUCUCCUUUCCACUGAAUUUAUCUUAUCUAUGAUUCUGCAGUGAAUAUUUGGCGGAGAGUCUGAAUUGCCACAAGGUGAACUUCUCAAGAAUCGUGAGUAUUAAAUCGUUCACAAUCUCCAUGAAUAUAAAAAAUCCUGGUGUUAGUGGUUUUAUUGAAGGAAUGCUUCUGGUUGUUUCCGUCCUCCUCUUUUACCAGGGUGUUAAUGUGAUUUUUUGUAGCAUUUUUACUUGGAUAUGAGUAUAUUUCUUUCUAAACCCUGUAAAUGUAUAGGAAAAACAAAAGGGUUCUAUUUAUGGUUGAGGCAUUACUCCUCCAUGCCAUGGAUUUUUGCUUCUGUAAUUCAAAGCAUAAACCAGCUGAUUUGUUGCGUAUCCAAUAUUUAAUGCAACAAUGGAUAACUCAGUUUGAUCCAA